Messenger RNA from Aegilops tauschii subsp. strangulata, 444 nucleotides. NCBI's taxonomy places the organism in Eukaryota, Viridiplantae, Streptophyta, Magnoliopsida, Poales, Poaceae. The record is from RefSeq and is a predicted model, not a curated record.
AUGGAGAGCGGGGGCGCGAGGGAGCAGCAGCCAUGGCGCUACAGCUGCAACUUCGCGUGGCCGCCGCGCUCCUACACCUGCAGCUUCUGCAAGAGGGAGUUCCGGUCCGCGCAGGCCCUCGGUGGCCACAUGAAUGUCCACCGCAGGGACAGGGCCAGGCUCCGCCACGGCUCCCCACCUCCUCCUCCUCAGCUUGCUGCUGCUGCUGGUGGAAGCCCUAACCCUAGACGGGCAGCAGCAGCAGCAGCCAUCCCCAACCUCAACUAUCCUCCUCCACCACCGGCGCCGCAGCCAUCCCUGUACAAUGAGCGCUCGUCGGCGGCUGCGGCGGACACGAGGGCGUUAGAGUUGAGCCUGGAGCUAGGGUUGGAGGCUGGUGUGCAGUCCUGCACCAAGGAGGAAGAUGAUGGUCUGGAUCUUGAGCUUAGGCUCGGCUGCUCUUGA